Messenger RNA from Glarea lozoyensis ATCC 20868, 327 nucleotides. RefSeq lists its product as uncharacterized. The record is from RefSeq and is a predicted model, not a curated record. Lineage: Eukaryota; Fungi; Ascomycota; Leotiomycetes; Helotiales; Helotiaceae. Bases 1 to 327 code for a protein of 108 amino acids. The transcript is spliced from 3 exons.
AUGCCGAAUUUCCUACCAAACCACCGUCUCCUCGCGAGAGCGUUCCAACGCACACCCCAAACCACACGUCCUCUCGCAACCACACCCGCCCUCGGCAAAUGGACGGGCAGACCAGCAGAGGAACACGUAGCGCGCGAGCAGGAUUCGAAUAAUGUGCAGAUUGACGCUGUGAAGGAGGGGAAGCAGGAGAGGGCGAAGGGGUCGAGUGGGAAUACUAGAGCUGCGAAUGAGGGGAGUGGUGGCGAGAAUAAGAAGGCUAAGGAGGACUUUCCGGAGGCGCCUGAUACUAUUGGGAUGCAGGAUGAGAGGGGUGGGAAGGGGCGGUAG